Paramecium pentaurelia is the source of this 405-nucleotide messenger RNA. The record is from the annotation of a GenBank genome assembly. NCBI's taxonomy places the organism in Eukaryota, Ciliophora, Oligohymenophorea, Peniculida, Parameciidae.
AUGAUUGUAAAGAAAUAAAAGUUUGGCGAUAAUGUGAAAGCUGCUACUGAUACUAAAGAGGAAGGCAAAUUAUAAUUAUAUUUUUUUUUUGUCUAAAUCGUAAUUAAAUUUUAUUAAUUAUUUAAUAGAUAAGUGAAAAACAAUAUCUUUGUUUGACUUCAUUUUGAAAAGGAAGGAUUUACAACUUCAUAUCCCCUUUUGAUCAUACCAUUUCAAUAUGAAAUAUUUUAUAUUAAUGACGAAACUAUCACCCAUAUUGAUAUUGAUUAUUAAUCCAAAUCUUCUAUUAAAGAUAUGGAUUUUACAGUUGAUAUAUAAAAGAUAUCUCAUAAUAAUGAUUAAUCUUAGAUUAUGAUUGAAUACUUAAACUUAGGAAAGAAACAACUCAAAGGUAACAAGAAGUGA